CGGAAGUCGCCGCCAGAGUUUAGCGAACGGUCGCCGUUGCGGCGGGAGGGGGGGGCUGCGUUCGCUUCCCGAGGCGGCUGAGGUCCGCGGAUGGUGCAGAGAAGCCGCCUUAACGAGGGCCCUGCUCCUCACGCCGUGUCGGGCCUUCUCCGCCCCACCGGCGAGCCGCUUACCUGACUCGGCCUAAGAGCAAGAUGGCUCACAGCCAGACUAAGAAACGCAGGAGGAGUCGAAGUGAUUCCCGGAGUCGAAGUGAUUCUCGGAGCCGACGAGACAAGGAGGAAGAUAAGAAAAGGAGGAAGAGCAGCAAAGAUCCCCGAGAGAGGAGGAGCCGAUCCCCGGCAAGCAAAAAAGAAUCUGAACCCCAGGAAUUCAGGAUGAGUUUAUCCUCUUCCAAAGACGUGAAAAAGAAGAAGAAAACGAAGAAGAAAAGGAAGAGGAAGGACAGCAGCUCCUCUUCCUCCGAGACCAGCUCUUCUUCCUCCUCCUCUUCCAAAUCGGCCUCCUCUUCCAGCGCCUCUUCAGACGGGUCCGGCGACGACAAGCCCAAAUCCGAAAAGAAAAAGCAGAGGAGGAAGAAAGCAUCCAAAGGGAAAGAUAAGAAGCGGAGAAAACGAAAAGAGAAAAAGAAGAAGAAGAAAGCCAAGAAGGAAAAGGGAAAAGAGGAGGGAGCUAAGAAGGAGGAAGCCCCCGGCCCUUCGCUGGACCAGUGGCAGAAGGAGGCUGGGUCGGAUUCCGGACCUGCCCUCACGGACGAGCAGAAAUUCCGCAUCCAGGCCAUGAAGCCGAUGACGAAAGAGGAAUGGGACGCCCGCCAGAGCGUUAUACGGAAAGUCCUCGACCCCGAAACAGGCCGAAUGAGACUUAUUAAGGGCGACGGAGAGAUCUUGGAGGAGAUCGUCACGAAAGACCGGCAUAAAGAAAUAAACAAGCAAGCUAAUCGGGGCGAUGGACUUUCGUUCCAGAUGAAAAUGGGGAUGUUGCAGUAACGGAACAGACCCCGAAAUGGCAAAGAUGAUCCGGUGGCUGUUUGCAAAGGUUUUGCCCCAACGAGGCAUGUCCAGGUGCCAGAAGGCAGGCCCAGGCCACGGUGCCCAAGCCUUUGGGGGGGCCCUCUCCCCCUCCCUUUCUGCCCCAAGGGCUCCUUGAUUUCCCCAGGGGUCGGUCUCUUCAGCUUCUCAUCCAGUUGAGGUUAGGGAAUGUAAUUCCACCAGGUUCUUCUUGUGGGGGGGAAAGAGAGAGAGAGAGAGGAUGCAGGAGAAGAAGAAAAAAACCCAACAAAUUCAGGGCUGUUUUUGAUGGGGGCGCUUUCCAAGGGAUUUCUUGCAGCUAGAUUUCUUGCAGCUCAUGAUCUCCCUCGUCCGUAAUUUUGGGGAUCUGGGAGGGAAGGCCUACGGGGUCUCCUUCAAUCCACCUGGCAUUGCGCCACUCCCCCUCCCCCCUCCCCAACCCCCCAGCAAGGAGGCCCAAGAGCUUCAGGGGAAUCUGGAAUGAGACCACCUGGCCCAAUUCUCCGGCUGCCUCAGUUCCUUCUCCUUCCAGGCACAGGUGAUUCACCUCGCCUUUGAAGGGUACAGUGGCUUCCCGGCCAGUCGGGGGAAGAUUAAAGAGCCGUUUUGGGGUUUCCAGAGGGGCCGAUUCUGGAUUUGGGAGAAAGUUGGUCCUCCCAGUUGGUUGGACCCCAAAGAAUGCCUGGAAGGUUGCCAGCUGCUCAGUCCCGCUAGUGAGAAAGGCAAAAGAUGGCAUUGUAAGCUUGUUAAGAAGAGGUCUGGCAAAACCUACCGUCUCUGCCUGGGCUGUUCGUUUAAUUCUGCAUUGGUUGCUGCAGGUUUUAAUUUUAAAUUCUCUCCUUCUCCUUCCAUCCUUCUCCUCUUUCUCUUCUUCCUAUGCUCCUCCUCCUUUUCCUUCCAUCCUUUUCUUCCUUCCACCCUUCUUUCUCCUCUCCCUUUCAUUCUUUUCUUCCUUUUCUUCUUCUCUUCCUUCCAUCAUCUUCUUUCCUUCUAUUCUUAUCCUUUCUCCUUCUCUUCCUUCCCUUCUUCUCCUUCCAUCUUUCUCCUUUUCCUUUUCUUCUUUUCUCUUUCCUUCUUUUUUGUCCUCCAUCCUCCUUUUCCUGCUCUUUCUCUCCUUCCAUCCAUCUCCUCCUCCUCUUCUGGCCAGAGAGCAUUCACAGUCAAUCAUUCAUUCUUGGGUAGCCACUUUGUGCAAUUUGCACAUAACCUUCCUUACGGGCAAAAGAUUUCCCCCUUCUUUCCAAUCCCUCCCGCUUUCAAUCUUGCCUGGCCUGAUCGCCCUACCAGUACAAAACUGGGUUACGCACAGGCCCAGCGGAACUACGCACCGGCCAGUUCGUAGCCUCCUCUGGCAAUCAAACAGCUGCUCAGCUACCUUGUGUAAACUCUGUUCCCCAUUGCAAGCAGUUAAUUAUUAAUCCGUUCUUGGAACAGGCCACGCAAUUUACCCCAGAGGGAAAUCAAACAGAAGCACGCGAGAGAAAAUACGGUAGUCGGCAUGUGUUUAAAAUUCUGCAGGGCAUUCCAUCCUGCAGAGGAAAUCGUGCUGGUUUCCAAAGCACCACUAAAGGCAAAUUUAAUAUUCUUCCUUUGAAAUUCGCCAAAUGAAGCUGUUCUUAUUUAAUUAUUUUUUUGUUGUUAAUUUGGCUGGAUUGUAUGUACCCUUUGCAUGCAUCGUUCUCUUUUUCAAAACUGUAAGCUCUUAAAAAGAAGAAUUCAGACUGUCCAAGGCAAUCAAUAUUAUGUCAUCUGUCCAACUGGAAAAUGCUUGUACAGGGUGCUGAGGUAGCUAAUUUAACUAAUUAAAGCCGUCUCCUAAACCACCUUAGUCGGCCGAUGGCAUGCCUCCGUUCAGUUAGAGGAGGAGCGCUUGCUCUGUAGUGGGUGUGAUUUCCAGACUGUUCUGGCACGUUUAAAUUCUGGAUAAGGAUGAGCUACUAUCAGAUGAUACACCGGAAGAAGGGAUGGCUUCCCAAAUUAAGAAAGGCCUGCCACCAACACCCGUGAAAUUAUUUUAUCCACGAAUAAUAAUAAAAAAAAUCACUCAAGAACCAAGUUGUUAGCCUGCUUUCCGGCUUGGCCUCAGUGGUUUAGCAGGAGCUAUAAACAGGCCACCUUCUCUCUCUGCAUCCUUAACCAAUACCCAAAGUUUCCAAGAUACUGUAACUGAGUUAAUCCCUUGGUUUGAAACCCACCCUGAUUACUUUUGCCUGGUGAAGAAAAAGUUAUGCAGGAGGCUAUAUUUGAAAAAAAUAAAUAAAUAUCGAGGGAAUUGCCAGGGAAAGUUGAACCCAACGAAGCCCAACCGAAGGAAAUGGACACGGGUUAAAAUAGGCCCCAUGGGGCAAUUUGUGAUGUGGUUCCGGGCAUGCCUUUGUGCAAAGAAACGAAGACGGUGAGCAAACCUUCCCAGUUCCUUUAAUUAGAGGUUCACAUACAACUGGUAGCUGGAUACAAAGCACACUCAGGUGGCAAGAGAGAAGAUGGCAGUCACGUACGACAACAGCAAGGCGCCUGACAGUAUCAUGCACACAGAAACAUAGGAACAUAACGAAACAAAACAAAAAAAGAUGGAACAGGCUAAGCCAGACCCUCCAAACGUCCAAACUGAGCAUUUCCACCUGCAAUAAUUUUAUCCCCCUCCCGACUGUAUCCUUAAAAGUGAAGAUUUUUCCAUUUCUGGUGCCAACAGGACACAUUUAAAGAUGACAUUAGGACAG
Molecule: messenger RNA, 3730 nt
Organism: Notechis scutatus (mainland tiger snake)
Lineage: Eukaryota; Metazoa; Chordata; Lepidosauria; Squamata; Elapidae
Gene: ARL6IP4
Product: ARF like GTPase 6 interacting protein 4
Source: RefSeq, a predicted model, not a curated record